Molecule: messenger RNA, 5739 nt
Organism: Ictalurus furcatus (blue catfish)
Lineage: Eukaryota; Metazoa; Chordata; Actinopteri; Siluriformes; Ictaluridae
Gene: gria1a
Product: glutamate receptor, ionotropic, AMPA 1a
Exons: 16
Coding region: 413-3196 (927 amino acids)
Biological process (GO): synaptic transmission, glutamatergic; modulation of chemical synaptic transmission
Cellular component (GO): AMPA glutamate receptor complex; dendritic spine; plasma membrane
Molecular function (GO): AMPA glutamate receptor activity; transmitter-gated monoatomic ion channel activity involved in regulation of postsynaptic membrane potential
Source: RefSeq, a predicted model, not a curated record
UCAACUUUGCAAUUAUUGGACCACUAAAAGGGGUUCUAAUUUUUCACAAUUUUCAUACAUUCAUGUAUCAAAUUUAUAUUUUGUAGAGAAAUAGACUACCACUUAAUUGGCACUAUGAUUUUGGGGUGUUAUACCUCCGUGAUGGGAUCCAACAUUAGUCGUUCCUGUAGCUGGGAGGCAGAGCUGUGCAAGAGAGCUCAGAAUAACGGAACACACACACACACACACACACACACACACACGCGCGGAGAGAGAGAGAGAGAGAGGGAGAGAGAGAGAAAGAGAGAGCGCGUCAGAGGCGAGCACAAGCAAGGAGAACGUGAGCAAUUUCUUUUGUAGCUCGGUCACACAUUGUUGAUUGUGUUCUUAGAACAUCCGGGCAGAUUUCAAACGGAACCAUUGGGCUAUACCCAUGCUGGGGAUUUGGUUGUUUUUUUUUUCCGCAAAUGCAAAAGGAAAAAAUAUGCAACGAAGAAUCGCUCUGCUCUGCACCAGCGUUAUCGGACUCUGCUUUGGUUCGAGUUUUCCAAGUAAUAUCAACAUAGGAGGAUUAUUCCCUCCCGAGUCGCACGAAUAUGAAGUGUUCCGAUUUGCGCUUUCGCACUAUCAGGACAUUCCCAAACUGGUGCCUCAAGUAGAUAUGGUGAAGAUGGGCAACAGCUUCUCCAUGACUUAUGCCUUUUGUUCGCAGUUUGCAAAAGGAGUGUAUGCCAUCAUUGGUGUACACGACAGGAAGACGGUGAGCAUGCUGAUGUCAUUUUGUGGUGCGCUGCACGUCUGUUUUGUGACACCCAGCUUCCCCAUUGAGACCUCCAAUCAAUUUGUGAUUCAACUGCGGCCUGAGUUGCAGGACGCCUUGGUUGGGGUCAUUGAACACUACAAGUGGACCAAGUUUGUCUACAUGUAUAGCUCUGAUUCAGGACUUAUCGUUCUGCAGAAGGUUCUGGACACAGCAGCAGAGCGGAACUGGCUGGUGACUUCAGUGAAUGUGGAGACCAUGACUGAGGCAUCGUUCCUCAAAGUCUUUCAGGACCUAGACAAGAGGAAGGAAGGCCAGAUCAUAAUUGAUUGUGAGCUGGAGCGCCUCAGCUCCAUCCUAAAGAAGAUUGUAGACCUGGGAAAAAACCGUAAAAGCUAUCACUACAUACUGGUAAACCUGGGCUUUUUGGACAUUGACCUGACUGACUUUAAGAAAGGGGAGGCUAAUGUGACAGGCUUCCAGAUUGUGAACUAUGCGGAUCCAGGUGUUAGCAGAAUAGUUCAGCAGUGGAUGGACUUUGACAAUAAAGAUUCCAAAGUUCCAAAGAAAGGACUCAAGUACACUGGAGCACUCACGUAUGAUGGUGUUAAAGUGAUGUCUACAGCUUUUCAGAAUCUCCGCAGGCAGAGGAUUGACAUAUCACGGCGUGGCAAUGCUGGUGAAUGCCUCGCAAACCCACCAGCCCCCUGGGGCCAGGGCAUUGACAUUCAGAGAGCUUUACAGCAGGUUCGGAUUGAAGGUGUAACUGGACACAUCCAGUUUAAUGAGAAAGGCCGGCGAAUCAACUACACCAUCAGUGUGAUGGAACUGAAGGCCACAGGGCCAAAGAAAGUAGGAUACUGGAAUGAGGAUGAGAAAUUUGUGAGCACAGCAGCCUACAUGUCUGGAAGUAACGACACCUAUGGAUUUCAGAACCACACAUACAUCGUCACUACCAUCUUGGAAUCUCCAUACGUGAUGUUAAAGAAGAAUCAUGAAAAGCUUCUAGGAAAUGAUAAGUAUGAAGGCUACUGUGUUGAACUGGCAGCAGAAAUAGCCAAGCAUGUGGGAUACCAGUACAAACUCAAGAUUGUUGCCGAUGGGAAGUAUGGAGCCAGGGAUCCAGAGACAAAGAUGUGGAAUGGGAUGGUUGGGGAACUGGUUUACGGAAAAGCCGAUGUUGCAGUGGCACCACUGACCAUAACGUUGGUGAGAGAGGAAGUCAUUGACUUCUCCAAACCCUUCAUGAGCUUGGGUAUUUCAAUUAUGAUCAAGAAGCCCACCAAGUCCAAACCAGGAGUCUUCUCUUUUCUUGACCCACUGGCCUAUGAGAUUUGGAUGUGUAUUGUGUUUGCCUACAUUGGCGUGAGUGUAGUACUCUUUCUGGUCAGCCGCUUCAGCCCAUAUGAGUGGCAUGCUGAGGACUGUGAGGAAAGUGAAAAGGCCAAUACCAACCAGGCUGGAUUCUUGUCAGGCCAGAAUACACAGAAUCAGUCCCAUCUGAACCAGGAGCAGACAAAUGAAUUUGGCAUCUUCAACAGCCUCUGGUUCUCACUAGGCGCUUUCAUGCAGCAAGGCUGCGACAUCUCACCCAGAUCUCUCUCAGGUCGGAUCGUGGGUGGUGUCUGGUGGUUCUUCACCCUCAUCAUCAUUUCGUCUUACACAGCUAACCUGGCAGCCUUCCUCACCGUGGAGCGGAUGGUCUCCCCUAUCGAGAGUGCUGAAGACUUGGCCAAACAGACUGAGAUUGCUUAUGGUACACUUGAUGCUGGCUCAACCAAAGAGUUCUUUAUGAGGUCAAAGAUCGCUGUGUUUGACAAGAUGUGGUCCUAUAUGAAGUCAGCCCCAUCUGUGUUUGUGAAGACCACCGAUGAAGGAGUGAUUAGAGUUAGGAAGUCUAAAGGAAAGUAUGCCUAUCUGCUGGAGUCCACCAUGAAUGAAUAUAUUGAACAGCGGAAACCAUGUGAUACCAUGAAGGUGGGCGGGAAUUUGGACUCUAAGGGUUACGGUGUUGCUACACCAAAAGGAUCACCACUCAGAAACCGAGUAAACCUGGCAGUGUUAAAACUGAACGAGCAGGGCCUGUUGGACAAAUUGAAAAACAAAUGGUGGUACGACAAGGGCGAGUGCGGCAGCGGGGGAGGUGAUUCCAAGGACAAGACAAGUGCGUUGAGUCUCAGUAAUGUGGCCGGAGUUUUUUACAUUCUAAUCGGGGGCCUGGGCCUGGCCAUGCUGGUGGCACUGGUGGAAUUCUGCUACAAGUCAAGGACUGAAUCUUACAGGAUGAAGCAAUCCAUCAAUGAUGCCAUGCGCUGCACCACACUGACCCGGAUGAGUGGCAACAGCAGUGGUGGGGAGAAUGGCCGCAUCAUGGCCCAUGACUUCCCAAAAGCUGUGCAGACAUUACCAUGCAUGAGCCACACAGCUGCUAUGGGCCUUGGAGCCUCAGGCAUGUGACUGGUACUACACAGAUACUGUCCCCCAACGGAUGCGUCGUACUGCCAAAAUGCACUCUCAGACUGCUCUCGGCAAAACCAACAACCCAUGAAACAUUUUUCUUAUAUAAGAAAAAAAAAAUCCCAAAUGUUUGGAUGGUGAGAAAAGAAUACAGAGAAGAAGAUGCUGUGCAAUAUGAUGUUGAAGGGACACUUUUCAGUAGUGUUCAUUUACAAAAAUAAUCAUAAAAAUUUGUGUUGAUGCCAUGCCAGUCUAACAGAGCUGUUUACUUCUGUCUGUAAGUGUGCAAUAUUUUGGUUUAUACCACUGUUCUAUAAUGUUGUCUCCUACCUUAUUUUCUCCAGGAAAAGAUUAUCACAUGAAAUAUGUGGCAUUUUGCACAGAUUAUUAUAUGGCUCAUAUGUUGUAAUGACUACUAGAGAGAGUCUGUUGUAUGGACUGAAGUUUUGUUUUUUUGUUUUUUUUAAAUGCACAUAAAACGUAGAACUAGUGGGCAAUGUGGCUGAUUUCCCUCCACCAUUAACUUUGCUUAGCUUAAUUGAAACAAACAUAUCAGAUUGUCAAUCUGUUAACAGUGUAAAUAGUCUGAUGUAAAUCUUAACCUGGGCAAUGGGAGAACAUUUGUUGUUGAUCAGAAGAUUAUAGCAUACUGAACAUGUUGAUUAUCUUGCUGCAUUUCUUUUCACCUCAACAAACUUGCAUUGCUGCUAUGCCUCAUUUAAGGUGCCAUACCUCAUUUGUGCCAGGACUGACUUGGGAGUGUGUUCCAUGUUUGAAUUUGCAAUUUCAACAGGAGCACUUGCAGAAGGGCAACAGCAAAAAUGUCUCAAGCUACUGUUGAUAAAAAGCUUUUUAAUUAUUUUUCCCCUAUCAUUUGAAUGUCAUUAUUUCCGGCCUUCAAAUAUAGUAUUGUCAUUCGUUUAUACUGUGCACAGAGCCAAAGCUAAGCAUUUUUGAAGCAUUGCUACAGUAUAGAUGUCCUUUUGAUACAAUAUUCUUUUUACAUCAGUCUUUUGCAAAUGAACAUUCCUCAACUACCUUGCACUUCUAAAAAAAAAUUAUGAGGGAGUCACCUGAAAAAAGUUUCAUUUUAAAGCCCAAAGUGUGUGUCAUUUAAGUUAACUACGUUCUGAGACUGUAUAUGGAGCAAAUGCUGAUGGAUGUUAGCCUGCCUUUAAAUUCUCUUGCUGCACACAUGCUUUAAGACAGGUUUGUUUAUGACUCCUGUUUUUAGUUUAUUCUUAACUUUUAGAGAAAAAGAUCACCACUGACUGUGGAAGUUAACUAAGAUCUGUGUUUAACUCGUGUUUGGGAAACCAGCUCUCACAAUGAGCUCCAUCCUGAUGCAUUGAAUUUAAAAUAAAGGAGCUUCCCUGGAGUACUAUGCUUUCACACCACACACCAUGCUUUGUCUUCUAUGUAAACAAAGAGUGCUUUGUACUUCCCUCACUCUCUGUUUCUAGAUUAUUUCAUGUCUUUUAUGAAGGCACAGGAGUCUGGGCUGCUUUGUGGCCUCAUGUUCUGAACAUAUUUUAUACACAGUAACACAUUUGUAAUGGCUGACAGAAAUAAUGAGUAAUAGUAUAAGUAAGGAUUUCUGAGUGCUGUGUGAUUUGCUGUUUUUCAUAUGAACUGGUAUGUUGAGGCAAUGCCUCAUUAAAGGGAUGUAGUUAUUGCAGAGAUAAGAAUUAUUGAGCAGUUAGUUGAGAUACUUUGUGUUUCUGGUUAACAGUGUUCUCUUUUCUGUAGUUGCGAUACAAAAAAUGAUCUUCUGUGCUUACACUUCACAAUGAUGUAAUUUGUUUAUUCAAGUUUGUUUGUUGGGAUUAUGUUGAUCAUAAUGGAGAGGUAUGAUUGUAUACAAAUGGUAUGGAUGGAAAACACAUUAAAUCAAUAAUGAAUAAAACAUUCAAAAUAAAAAGAAAACACUUUCCUAACCAAAGUCAGAUGUUGGUUGAUGCUUUUUUGUGAUUAAAUGGGAAACAAUUAUUGUGAUUUCUGUCAUUUUGUUUCUCUGUACACUGUAUUUGAGGCUGCUGUUGACACACAUGGAGGAAAAAGCUCAUUAGGAUCCUUGCAGGUCCCCAUUAGGAAAUUUCAGUGAUGCUUUCAUGCAAAGCUUCUUACAACUGGGAAAAACUCCAUCCCAAUCAUAGUGUUGAGGGAUGAGAGCCUUGAUCAAGGGCCCAGCAUCAGCUUUCUGGCGGUCAGACAGGAUUUCCCAUUUAUGAGAUCUUUUAGAAGCUUAACUGCUAAGCUAACACUUUUGCAAAAGACAGGUGCCCGUUUACUCGCUGUAAGUCUUUGGACGGAUGCCAUGCUCCACAGAAAACUCAUCAAAGGAUGAAUGGAGGGCCAAAUGUCAAUAUAAUAAUACACUAUCAAGCACAGAAUAAAUAGAUUGAUAUGCCUACCAUUAUGAGUUAUACAACAGAAAUGGCCUAAUAAAUUAAGCAAGAGUAAUAAAGUAAUAAGAAAAGGUUUUCCUAAUCAAGGCUCUGUACUAAACUAUAGAAUUCGUGUUUAAGAAACAUUCUUAUUAU